GGUCCCAGCAAUCAGCAUGACCAGCCAGUCUCAGGGAAUCCAGCAGCUUUUGCAAGCAGAAAAACGUGCCAAGGACAAACUGGAGGAAGCCAAAAAAAGAAAAGGAAAGAGGCUGAAACAGGCCAAAGAAGAAGCCAUAGCUGAAAUCGACCACUACAGGUUACAAAGGGAGAAGGAAUUUAGGAGCAAGCAAACAAAUGAAAUGAGCUCCCAAGGUAACCUCUCAGCUAAAAUAGAAGAGCAAACAAUAGAAACCAUCCGAAACCUCACUAGCAGCUACCACAAGAAUAUGGAGAGCACCAUGAAAAAGCUUUUGAGCACGAUAUGUGACAUCAACCCUGAAGUUCACCCAAACUUCAGAUUCAUUGAUGUGCCAGGGAAGGAUGUUUGUAAAAAUUAG
Calypte anna (Anna's hummingbird) is the source of this 400-nucleotide messenger RNA. RefSeq names its product ATPase H+ transporting V1 subunit G3 (gene ATP6V1G3). The transcript has 3 exons. Lineage: Eukaryota; Metazoa; Chordata; Aves; Apodiformes; Trochilidae. Gene Ontology annotation, molecular function: proton-transporting ATPase activity, rotational mechanism. The record is from RefSeq and is a predicted model, not a curated record. Gene Ontology annotation, cellular component: vacuolar proton-transporting V-type ATPase complex. Bases 17 to 400 code for a protein of 127 amino acids. Gene Ontology annotation, biological process: proton transmembrane transport.